UCGCCGUAUAUAAGAGGGCUGCUUCGAGCUCGGAGGACCCCAACCAUUCCAACCACUUCCAAUCAAUUACUCGCUCGACUCUCAAUCAUGUCUCGAACCAAAGUUGUUCAACUCGGCGCUGCUGGAAACCUCGGGACUCCAGUUUUCGAUGCUCUUGUUAGGGAGCAGAAAUUCGAUAUUACAGUUGUAGCUCGCACAACGUCGUCUUUCACAACUUCAGAUCCAUCUGUCAAAGUCGCUAAAAUCGACUACAACGACAAGCAGCAGCUCGUCGAUGCUCUUCGAGGCAAUGAAAUUGCACUAAUCACCCUCGGCGACUUGUCUACGCUGGAGCAAAACUCGAAGCUCAUCAUCGACGCCGCUAUCGAAGCUGGCGUUAAGAAGGUAAUCCCAAGCGAGUACGGAAAUGACUUGGUAAACCCUCCAGGUAACCAGCACCAGAUUUUCAGCGCAAAGCUCAACACUGCGGCAUACCUUCGAGAGAAAGCCGAGGCUGGCCUCAUCGAAUAUACUCUCGUCACAACCGGCCCAUUCUUUGACUGGGGUUUGAAACACGAAUUCCUCGGGUUCGAUUUCCCAAAUCGCAAGGCCACCAUCUGGAGCGGAGGUAACGACAAGAUCAACGCUACCACCCUCGACAGUAUCGCGCGCACCGUAGUCUAUCUCGUUGCCAACCCCAAAUCCUACACCAACACUGACGUCCGUGUCCACGACUUUUUCGUCUCCCAAAACGAGAUCCUCGCCAUCGCCGAAGAGGAGACGGGCUCCAAGUUUACGAUCGAUAACCAGGAUAUCGAAGAGUUGCUCAAGACGGCAGGUGCAGGGUUGGCCAAGGGCGAUUACAGCCUGUUCAAUAUCUAUUCGGUCGUCAAGGGGAAUGUGUUUG
Messenger RNA from Acaulospora colombiana, 886 nucleotides. The record is from the annotation of a GenBank genome assembly. NCBI's taxonomy places the organism in Eukaryota, Fungi, Glomeromycota, Glomeromycetes, Diversisporales, Acaulosporaceae.